UGCUCCCCCUCCCGUCGUCAUCGCCUCCCCAAAUCACAUCACAUCGCGUCGGAGAAUCCCUCUCCUCCCGUCCCGCCGCCGCCGCCGACGACGACGACGACGUCCAGCCCUCCUCCGUAAUCCCCCACUUGUUGGGCCUGCACCUUGUGGUAGCCACUCUUUAAUCAAUGGAGAGCACAGAGCCCCUACAGGAUAUCAUGUGCGAGUUUCGUGCGGGUAAGAUGUCCCUUGAUGGAACACGAGUGAUCCCAGACACACGCAAGGGUCUUGUUCGCAUAGGAAGGGGUGAAGAAGGCUUGGUUCAUUUUCAAUGGCUUGAUCGUGGACAGAAUCUAGUUGAAGUUGAUCAAAUUGUCUUCCCUGAGGAGGCUGUCUUUGAGAAGGUAACACAAUCUUCUGGAAGGGUUUACAUCUUGAAGUUCAGGCACGAUAGCAGGAAAUUCUUCUUCUGGAUGCAGGAGCCAAGUGCUGAUGACGACUCACAAAUAUGUCGCCAAGUUAAUGCCUACAUAAACCGACCAUUAGAUGGUGAGGCAGUUUCUAUUGAAGCUGAAAUGUCACAUGAAGACACAGCUGAUGAUGACAUCUCCUCCAGAGCUGGGAAUUUAGUUGAUCAGAGCAUGACUGCUGAUUUAGCUGGUGAGGUGACAUCUGCUGCUGGGCCAGUACGGUUGGAAGACCUGCAGAGAAUACUGAGUGCUAUACAGCCAUCAGAUGCUGUGGCAGACCCUGAUGCUGGAUUAGGAUUAGGAGACAUCUUGAAGCCUGAUUUGGUGUUACCACUCAUGGAAACUUUGCCCAUUGAACAGUUGGCAUCAUAUCUUCCAGAGGGCCCAUGGACUGCUGGUGAUAUUCUUGAACUAUUGCAAAGUCCUCCUUUGCGGCAGCAAGUAGAAGCGUUUACCCAUGUGCUGCGGACUGGGCAAAUAGAUCUAGCACAAUUUGGAGUUGACCCUAGUAAAUAUAAAUUCACAGUAGCUUCGUUCCUGGAGGCUCUUGAAGACUCCGUGGCAAAAGCUUCAGGAGCUGGAGACAAGGAUUCAGAGUCCCAGAGAGGCGGUGGAAAUGAUCCCAUGGAUGAGAGUUAAUGUCAAAAUGGUUUGGUUUGAAAACUUGAUGAAACACAAAGCGGGACUGGACUUAUGUUGGCACGCACAGGCCUAUUUCUAGUCAUUUGAUCUGAUUAUAGAUGCUUGAUAGGUGGCAUAGACAUUUUGAAGCUGGCUUUAUUCUGCACUGCCUGUGCUGUUAUGUGUAUACAGGGAGGAUACGGUGGUCUAGCCUAUUUUGCACUGGUGUAUGCUCAGUAGAGUAUUAAAGGUACUGGACCAUUGUUAAGUGUACUUGGGCGUCGUCGUCAUAUAAUGGAUGGAUGGAUCGGCUGAUCGAUCAGCUGGGUUGGGCGUACGUCUGCGCACUGCUCCUCCCAGUUCAAGUACA
Molecule: messenger RNA, 1440 nt
Organism: Oryza sativa Japonica Group (Japanese rice)
Lineage: Eukaryota; Viridiplantae; Streptophyta; Magnoliopsida; Poales; Poaceae
Product: 26S proteasome regulatory subunit RPN13
Cellular component (GO): cytoplasm; nucleus; proteasome regulatory particle, lid subcomplex
Molecular function (GO): endopeptidase activator activity; proteasome binding
Source: RefSeq, a predicted model, not a curated record